CGUUCAAACAGAGUGUGGCGUGUAAAUUAUCACACCAGAAUCUGCUUUCCCAAAUGUUGGAUUUUGGCAAAUCCAAUUACCAUAGUAAGCAGACAUGCCAAGUUCGUUCUAAUCUCUUUGUGGGAAAGGUGAAAAAUGUAAUUUUGACCAAAUGUUGCUGAACAAACUCUUGCUCAGCACUCAAAAGGCAAACAGAAAAGCGCCAAUGGGAGAGACCAAAAAAUCCCCAUUCUCCUCUAUAAAAAGGGUCUUCAUUUUGAAGAGGAAAAGCCAAGAAAAACCCAAGUGGUAGUAGAAACACAGUGUAGUGUUUAUAUUAUAGUGUAGUACCGGAUUUUAGAGCCCAUAAUUCAGCCAAAAUUCAUAAAUGAGGAAGAAUCCGAAACUGCCUCAUUUGUAAGCCUGUGCUUGGCUUGCUUGCAUGCCCACCACUUUGCCUUAAACACCCAUUUCUCAGUUGUGAGUUUUGUGACCAUUGAAAAACUUGAAAAACAUCCUCCUUUUAGGGCUAUAAAACUGGUUUUGAGGUUUCAGACACCCUUUUGUAUACAGUUUCUGUAGAGGGUUCUCACAUAAAGAAAAGAGAAAAAAAGGAAAAAAAAAAAACAAAAAAAAACAUGUCUUUUUCUGAUGCAGAGCUCGAGGUGCAGCUUAAGGAUGCUGCGAAUGGCCUUCUUGACCCUCCUUCCUCCACUGAGGAGCUUCUCAGUCUUCUUGAUAGGGUUGAAGAGGUGUUAACGAAUGUUGAACAAUCACCAUCGAAAUCUCUGCAAGAUGCACUUCUACCAGUAAUGAAGGCAUUGAUUUCUGAUGAACUUUUGAGGCACUCAGAUAUGGAUGUCAAGGUUUCAGUUGUGUCUUGCAUCGCUCAAAUUACGAGAAUAACUGCGCCAGAUGCUCCUUAUGGCGAUGAUCAUAUGAAGGAAAUUUUUCAGUUGUCUGUAGCAGCUCUCGAAAAUUUGUCUCAAUUCUCAGGCCGUUGUUACACCAAGGCAAUGUCUAUUCUUGACGUUAUCGCAAAGGUCAGGUCAAGCUUGAUAAUGCUAGACCUUGAAUGUGAUGCAUUGGUUUUUGAGAUGUUUCAACAUUUCUUGAAUCACAUUCGGUCCGACCAUCCAGAGGCUGUAUUUUCAUCUAUGGAAGGGAUAAUGUCACUGGUUCUACAUGAGAGUGAAGACAUUCCCUUGGAUCUUAUCAGUCUUCUUUUAGAUAGUAUUAAAAAGGAAAAUCGGAAUAUAUCACCUAUCUCUCGGAAAUUAGGGGAGAGUGUUAUCACUAAUUGUGCUGCUACACUCGAACCCUAUCUUACGGAAGCAGUGAAGUCACUGGGUAUUAAUGUGGAUGAUUAUGCUGAAAUAGUGGCUUCCAUAUGCCAAAAUGGAAAGCAGGAUCUCAAACAUAAGUCUGCUAAUGAUGUGAAGGACAAUUUGGAAAAUGAGAACAAGUUGGUGAAGAAUACUGCUUCAAAUGAACCACCCCAGGAGACAAAGGGACUUGCAUCAGAUGUUGUCUGUCCUGAAAAAACUAACCAAACUGCUGAUGCUAUGAGCAAAUCAACCAGUAAUGGCGCUCCGUCAACUAUCAAACAUGACAACCCUUCUCAAGAAUUACAACGCGGUUUUCUUAUAAGAAAUUCCAAAAGAGCUGAUUCAGGAGGUCUUGCUGAACCUAACAGUCCACUCUCACUUAAGGCAGACAAAACUAAAAGUGAGCCAGACUCUGACAAAUAUGAGAGUGACCCUGAAUCUGUUCCUAGAAAGAGUGGAAAUAAGAGAAAUUCUUUGAAGAAUCGAGAGAAAGGCCAUUCUGCAAGAGCUGAUUCAAAAGGUAUUGCCAAAACUAAGAGUUCACUCUCUGUGAAGGCAGAAACGUCUCAAAAUGAUCCAGACUCUGAUUCCAAAAAGAGAGGCCAAAAAUCAAAAUCUUUGGUCAAACCAGAGGAAGGAAAUUCCAAAAGAGCUGAUUCAAGAGGUGAUUCUGAGCCUAAAAGUUCACUCUCUGUUAAGGCAAAGUCUGGAAAUGAGCCAGAUUCAGUUCCCACAAAGAGAGGAAGGAAACCAAAUUCUUUGAUGAAUCCAGAGGAAGGCUACGACCAUUCUUGGUUAUGGAGUGGAAGGAAAACUUUAGGACUUGCUCGUUGUAGAAAGUCUCGUGUGAGGAGCACUGGCAGUUCACCAUCUGGAAAUUCAGUUUCGAAGAAGGCCACUUCUCCAUCAACACUUGAAAAUAUGGCUGUUCAAGCAGGCUUGCAAUCUGAACUUGGUGAGACCAUAGGAGAUUCUCCAUCCGAAGAUCAUAGCAUUCCUGAUGGAACUAAAAAGGGCCACCCAAAGAGAAAAGGGGCCAGUUUGAAUCGAGAAGCCGAUAUCAAGUCUCCAUCCAAGUUGAAAGGAGAACUAUUGACUGCUGAGGUUGAGGAGAAGACUCCGAAAAAGGAACUUGAGGAUAUUAUUCCUGCAGACGAGAAAAAAGAGGAGCACUCAACAAAACUCGGAGUUUCUGCAAUGACAACUGCAAAGACAAAAGAUGAGACUGCCGUUGCUUCUGCACAGAUGGAAGCGGAAGACCCUCGCCACCCCGAGGAAAAACUGCAACAGUCAACUGUGAAACUAGAAGCUUCAAAUGUCAAUGAGAAUUCAUCAGUCAAAGGGGGUCGUAAGAAAAGGAAAAUGGUUAAUGAUUCUCCUAAGAAAGAUGUUAAUGAAGAAUCUGGUCUUAAGAAAACAAUCUUUGAGACUGAAACCAAAUCAUCAAAUGAAGAUGAAAGUUACUUUGGAAAAAGCGGUAAAACGCUAUUCAAGAGGAAGCGUGUCAUUGGAAAGGAAGAGGCAUGUGAAUCAAUUGACUUUGGGGAACUCAUGGUUGGUCGCAGAAUAAAGGUUUGGUGGCCGAUGGAUAAAAUGUUUUAUGAAGGUGUUAUUGAUUCAUAUGACCCUAUCAGAAAAAGGCACAAGGUGUGCUACAUUGAUGGUGAUGUAGAAAUAUUAAACAUGAAAAACCAACGAUGGGAAACGGUUGGACAUGAUUCUUUGGCAGAUAAAGAUCAAAAGAGUGAUCUUCCAGGACUGGACACUUCAUCCCCUAUCAGUCCCCAAAAGGAGAAACAGAAAGCAAAGUCAGAUCAGAAAAAACAAAGAAAGGAUGAUUGUUCCCCAGAAAGCAAUCCACAAAAGGGAAAGUGGAAAACAAAGUCAAAUCAGAAAACUCAAGUGAAAAUAUCAAGUCCAGAAAAAGAAGAAAAGGCUGAUUAUUCCCCAGAGAGCAUUCCUCGGAGUGGAAGAGGAAAAACAAAGCCGGAUCAGGAAAAACAAGCAAAAAGGUCAGGUCAAGCGAAGGCUCGUUCUUCCUCAAAAAGCAAUCCUCGAAGCGGAAAAGUGAAAAUGAAGCUGGACAAGGGAACACAAGAUAAAAAGUCAAAUCAAGAAAAGCAAUCAAAAGAUGAUUCCUCCUCGGAAAGCAAUCCACAAAAGGGAAAGCGGAAAAGAGAGUCAGAUGAGGGAGAACAAGCAGAAAAAUCAGAUGAAUCAAACCCAGUGAAGGCUGAUUCUUCCUCGAAAUGUAAUCUGAAAAAGGGAAAACAGGAGCAAAAUUCAGCCAAGGAAAGACAAGCCGAAAAAUCAGAUGAAUCAAAUCCAGUGAAGGCUGAUUCUUCCUCGAAAUGUAAACUGGAAAAGGGGAAACAGAAGCAAAAUUCAGCCAAGGAAAAACAAGCUGAAAAAUCAGAUGAGUCAAAACAAGCAGCAAAGGCUGAAUCUUCCUCAGAAAGCAAUCCAAAAGAGGGAAUGCAGAAAAGGAAGCCAGAUGGGGAAAAAGAGUCUGACAAAGUAGAUGAGUCAAAGCAAGCAAAGGCUGAUACUUCCUCAAAAAGAGACGAAAUGCCUGCACCAGAAUCCAACCUCGGGACCGACGUCAAAUCUGUGGAAGACACAACAAAGACAGGUGAAAUACUGAAAGAUGAUGGCCAAAUGUCCGCUGGAGAUUUGGAGGCAGAUACACCUAAGGCUACUUCUGACUGCAAGGAAGAUAGUCCUAAGACUCUGGCCUCGUCCGAGGGAAAGAGCCCCGAAGCUGAUAUAGGUUAUGACAGUGAUGAAUGUGCCAACAAACUGGUGGAAAUGAGCAAAGGUGGGAAGGAAGAGUGAUUUUUCUGUUCAUCUGCAUCAGAGAAGUCCCUGGACAGAGAAAACUCAGUGAGGGGAGGACUCAAGAAUGCAUAGUUUUGACUUCGUUAAAGAUAGUGUCGUUUUGUUGCCGUUGUUUUGGUUUAGUUAAUACACACAGAAAACUUGGCCACAGA
This is a messenger RNA of Morus notabilis, 4297 nucleotides long. RefSeq names its product transcriptional regulator ATRX. The transcript is spliced from 21 exons. NCBI's taxonomy places the organism in Eukaryota, Viridiplantae, Streptophyta, Magnoliopsida, Rosales, Moraceae. The coding region runs from base 618 to 4142 and encodes 1174 amino acids. Gene Ontology annotation, biological process: mitotic sister chromatid cohesion; DNA repair. The record is from RefSeq and is a predicted model, not a curated record. Gene Ontology annotation, cellular component: nucleus; chromatin.